Truncatella angustata is the source of this 1092-nucleotide messenger RNA. Its product is annotated as histone-fold-containing protein. Bases 424 to 810 code for a protein of 128 amino acids. The transcript has 6 exons. Lineage: Eukaryota; Fungi; Ascomycota; Sordariomycetes; Amphisphaeriales; Sporocadaceae. Gene Ontology annotation, molecular function: protein heterodimerization activity; DNA binding; structural constituent of chromatin. Gene Ontology annotation, biological process: nucleosome assembly. The record is from RefSeq and is a predicted model, not a curated record. Gene Ontology annotation, cellular component: nucleosome.
GUACUGUAGUUUUAACACGAGCAAGCUAGCACAAUACAAUGGUAGUGACAUACUCCAAGAACGAUUGUCCUUAGCGAAAGAUCAUCAUCAAAAUGUUGAUAGGUACAGCAAUGCUUCUCGGUGAUUUAGCGUGAUUUCUUAUCAUUCGAUAAGAAUCAGCCCCGGGCGGCGCGACUACUACCUCCCCACUAAAACCCGCGUCGAGUCCCGUCUCUUCUAUCGUAAACCGGCAGUGAAAGUCAACAUCGUAAGUCGGAGUCGAUUUCUCGGCGACCUGUUACACAUCACUACCUUUCCCAUUUCAAGUGGGGUUUCAUCACCAUCGUCAAACGCAGACGUGAUGUCCAUUAUCGCCGAAUACUGAGCCUGACUUGUCAUUGCUCCCCACUCGUUGCACGAAAUCUGCAGGAAACAGAGCGCAUCAUGGCUGGCAAAAGCGCCAGCUUCGGCAUCGCGCAAGCCCGCGGUAAAGGAGGCAAAGGGAUAGGUCUUGGUGGUAAGACCGGGGCGAAGCGACACAGAAAGGUCCUCCGUGACAACAUUCAGGGAAUCACAAAAGGAUCCAUCCGUCGCCUUGCGCGCCGUGGCGGAGUAAAACGUAUCUCCGGCACUAUUUACGAUGAGGUUCGGAGCGUUCUGAAGACGUUCCUCGAAGGCGUUCUCAAAGAUUGUGUCACAUACUGUGAGUAUCGUAGAGCGAAGACAGUAACCACCACGGAUGUCCUUCAUGCACUUAGACGCCUGGGUCGCCCUAUCUAUGGCUUCGAUGAUGGCUAUAAGAUGCCGCAGGCCGGCCCAAAAAAGCGUUGAUACGUCGAGAUCUUUAGACAGGAACUGGCGAGCUUUGGGCACGAUAACAUAUACGGUCCAAGUGGCAAGGAGGCAAAUGGGCAUGAUAUGGAUCCAGCUACUUGAGAUACCCUGUAUUGUAAUGAUCAUGAACAUGGGAUGACACUUGGUGAAGUUGUUUCAGAAAGUGCAAAGUGUAAGGCAUAACACAGUCCAUUGUGAUAUAAUAAUAUGAAUGGCGCAGAUAACAAUUGACUAACGCCACCGAAUUAGCGGGGUAUCUUGAACCAUAGACUACCUAUG